Centropristis striata (black sea bass) is the source of this 1824-nucleotide messenger RNA. RefSeq names its product cell surface glycoprotein CD200 receptor 1-A. The coding region runs from base 348 to 1271 and encodes 307 amino acids. The transcript is spliced from 7 exons. The record is from RefSeq and is a predicted model, not a curated record. Gene Ontology annotation, molecular function: signaling receptor activity. Gene Ontology annotation, biological process: regulation of neuroinflammatory response. Lineage: Eukaryota; Metazoa; Chordata; Actinopteri; Perciformes; Serranidae.
UGGAAAGCGGUUUGGACAGGGUGGAAGAGGAAGGGGGGAGGGAUUAGUAGGUCACAUGUCCUUUAUGUUUCUUUAUCAUGACGGGUUGUCAAGGAUGUUCACUUUGUCUGGAUGGGGUGGAGAACCUGCUGCACUCAGAUUCUGAGCUUAUUGGGCCUGCAUAGAGAAAGUGAAAUUGCAAGACUAGAGUAAAAGGCACGGACGCUGAAACAAAAAAAAUGCAACUCAGUGUGAUCUUAUCAUAGAACAUUUUCAGAAGGGUUUAGUCGAAACUAGAUGUGUUUGUUACUGGUGUGAGAAGUGCUGUGUGUCUGCCAGUUUACAGAGGAACCUGAAGACAUCUGGAGAUGUGGGACAUGAAGUGGAUUUAUGUCGCGAUUAUGCUCUUGUUGCCUGAGGCAUGGAGCUAUGAUACAGGAACUAAUCAGAGCACCUCUGUGAACGCUACCAGCACCCCUCCUCCUAAAGUCUUUGUGCACAAACAUUUAGCUUUCAACCUGGGGAAUCAAGUUAACCUGACAUGCAGCAGUAAGCCUUGGAACGAGACUAUGUUUGUUAUCUGGACUUUAAAGUUAAAAAACAAAAACUGUAAAAUUAACUUUAACAACGACGGCCAAAACAACAACUCCUGCAACGACGGCAAGGAACUCCGAAACACGUCCAGCGCUCAGUCAUACCUGCACAUCCCAAACUUCUCAAAUGAUGAUGAGGGGGACUACAAGUGUGAGUCAGUUUUCACUGGAGGAAACGACAAUUAUUGUUUCCACUUGGUUGUCACAGUUGCUCCGCGUACAUCAGCAUGGCUGGUGACUAAGGACAACAAGCAAGUGGCAGUGUGCAAAGCUGAAAAAGGAAAACCUGCUGCCAACAUCAGCUGGAGUCAUCCGGGAAACUCAACGUUUUCUUCAUCUGAACAGGAUGGAUUUUUUACAGUAGAAAGUCACCUGGAGAUCGGUAAAGGAAUGGAUACAGAGAACCUGAGCUGUGUUAUCACGCACCCGUACUGGAAAGAGGAAUAUAUUGUGAAACUACAACAUAAAAAAGGUUAUGUUUUUUGGCUGUCCAUUCUUAUUGCUGUGGCAAUUGUGUUUUUGGUAGGAUCUUCAUUUUUUGCACUAAAGAAACUAAAACAACUGAGGCGAUGCCCGCCUCCAGAAAUAUCACUAUCCAAAUCUCCACCGAUAGAAGAUGUGGAGGAAGUGGAGCCCUACGCCAGCUACGUUCAACGUGUGAACUCUAUCUAUAACUCAUCUGCAGAUUUGUUCACAUAAAAUCUUGCACUUGCAUCACGCUCACACAUUCGCACUUAAAUGCACAUGGCUCUUUGUGAGAAACUGAAGGAUGUGAAACUGAAAAAAAAAUGAUGAUAUAGUAAAGAGAGAGAGAGAGGAAAGUGAGAAGAAAGACUUCUGAUUAGAGAGGAAAGCUAAACUCUCGACUGAUGGAACAGGGGAUGUACCUGAUGGCUCACUGACUCUAAUGCACAGAGCAUGCAGCCCACUACUCUGUGUGUGGGCUGUCAUGGAGAACAUUAAUAAUAACUACAAAUGCAAUAAACUGCGGAACGGCAAAGAAUGCCGCCUUCAGCUGGACUUAGCACGCGAAGACUACAGAACUUUUUAUGUUAUAAAUUUACCGAUUAUAAUAAUUAUUAUCAUUGUUAUUGUAAGAUGAACUGUAAAGAGAUGCUCAGCUUGUAAUGGAUUCUUACUCCAUGUAGAGAACACAAGUGUUAAAAUUGCCUCAAGAUAAUGUGGACAAUAUUAUGGGAAGUAUUCAUGUCAUGUAUUCAUGUAUAAUUUGUGUAUUAAACACACAUAUGGA